CGACAUUUUUCUGAAUUCCUGCAAACUCCACUCACUCAAUCCCGAUACAUGUUGAUCCUUUCAUACGCUCCUGCUCCAAACUUGUCACCGCUCCCCCCUUGGUCUCUGAUCGAACCUCAGUAGGGACUUCAGUGGCCAAAAACCCUUGUACACCUAUUGGAUGCUUUGAUCCUCACCUCGCCCCUGACGAGCUCACGUCAUGCGUCAACGAUCCAUUCACCGGACCUCCUCCUCACUCGAUACACUUCCCCGUUGCCCAGGUCACAAAAGAAACAGCACUCCUUCCACUGGAUCGUCCCUCUUACAGAACUAUAUAUCCAAGCUAGUCGUGUUCCUCAUGGCUUUAGCGAGGAUUCCAUUGGUCGGUCCAUUGGCAGCCAUCGCACCGCUACGACCGAGAUUCUUAAAUCGAGAGACAAAGAUGACCACCAAGACUCCUCAACUCACUUCGGAGGCCAUGCUCGCGGUUUUGCUCGAGAACGCUCCUCAGAGUGCUCUGGCCCACCGCCCAUUACUUCGACAGAUCUACCUGUACUCAAACCUCGCUCUCACUUUGGCUCUACUUCCUCUCUGGACAUUACGUUAUGCACAUCCCUCUUGGCGUCCACGAAAGACUUGGUCCCUUGGGACCAGUGUCCGUGUUCGAGUCAAGAGAGAUAUAUGUGGACUCGUCGGCGCUUGUGAGAUUGAUCAUCUGGGUAGAGACCUCUCCAUCGAUCUGUGCCCGAAAGACCUCUUGCAUUCCCAUCCCAUCACCAUACCUCCUGUCCCAGCAGACUCUCUCCGCGGUCACCCAGCUGAAAUGCUCGCUUUGCUUCGCGAGUCGGCAGCGAAGAAUGCCUGGACACCGCAUAUCAUACCUAGGGCAAAGAACGGACUACCAUUGAAGAAAGAUUGGCUGGCACAGCAAGGAGUGCAGUAUGGCCCCUGUCCUGUCAAGGCAUUUUGGUAUGCUGGAGACAAGUCGACACCAGAGUCGACCCUGUCCCCGAUCGACCCUUCCGAGCCUGUCGGUCUCUACUUUCAUGGAGGAGGCUAUUUAUUCGGUACCGCCGCAGAGACCGACCUCACUGCCAACAUCCCUAAGCGACUCGUCACGAACACGUCGGUCAAACGGAUCCUCUCGGUUGACUAUAGAUUGGCUGCCCAAGGCCCUUGGCCGUUGCCCCUCAUUGAUGCCAUCUCGGCAUACAAGUAUCUAUUGGAUAUCGGCAUGACCCCGGAUAAAAUCAUCAUUUUUGGAGAUUCUGCAGGUGGUCAUCUCGCCAUGGCGUUGACUAGGUACUUGAGGGAUGAAGGCAGACACGAGGGCAUGGGAAUGCCAAAGGGGCUCAUAUUGAUGAGCCCGUGGUCUGAUCUCGGAUUCACACAUGCGUGGGGAGAGGGUCGAUUCUCGAAUUUCGACUCGGACUUGGUUGACGAGACGUUUGGUCCCUUCGCUUGCUCGCUCCUCAUGCGAGCCUUACCUUUCUCCCUCGUUCACAAGUCAUCGUAUCUCUCCCCUGCGUCCUAUCUCAUUCCAUCUACUGCCUCGGGCCCAGAUUCUAUGGCCGACUUUCCGCCCACCUGUAUCGUCUAUGGGGGUGCCGAACGACUGUCGCUGUCAAUCCUCAAGCUGUGGACUCGAUUCACUCUCGCGAGGCAAGGCGCACACUCUGCGGAUCAGGAUUUGCUUAUCGAAGGCAAGGAUUGCGUGCACGAUUUCUUGAUGUUCCCUUGGCAGUAUAAUGCUGGACAAGAAGCCCGAGAACAGAUGGAGGGAUGGUUAGAGAGGCUGGUGCAGCGCCCCGCCCAAGAGCUUGGCCAAGUCGUGGAUGCGGAGAACAGCCCCAUUUUGGUGCCUUCGUGGAUGUCAUUGACGAACUCCAUCCGGAAUUCCAAAUCGGCGCUUGAACGCCAGGACUUGCGCGAGGUGCUGAGAGAAGCGGCGAUGGAGUCAGAAUCCAGCAUUCGACAGAGGCGGACAAGACGGAAGACUGAUCAAGUCGGGGAGGCUCGAAGUGGAUCACUGACAUUGUUCACUGGAGCGGUGGAAUCGGAUGAAGAGACGCUUGUCGGAGAUGGGGAGAGCGAGGCCUCAGAGGAAACUGUGGGUACUCUGGCGGAGGAAACCCAGGAGACGAUAAAGUUUGAGGCCGAUCCGCAGCCUGCUGUGCGACCUAUCGGUCCACUAGCCCUCAUGGCUCAGGCAUGAUCGUGUCUGUAGCAUUAGCUGUUGUAUACCUUAGAGCUGUAUCGCAUCUAGCAUAGCAUAGCAUGACAUAGCAU
Kockovaella imperatae is the source of this 2268-nucleotide messenger RNA. RefSeq names its product Alpha/Beta hydrolase protein. NCBI's taxonomy places the organism in Eukaryota, Fungi, Basidiomycota, Tremellomycetes, Tremellales, Cuniculitremaceae. The coding region runs from base 200 to 2194 and encodes 664 amino acids. Gene Ontology annotation, molecular function: hydrolase activity. The record is from RefSeq and is a predicted model, not a curated record. The transcript is spliced from 5 exons.